Messenger RNA from Peronospora matthiolae, 120 nucleotides. NCBI's taxonomy places the organism in Eukaryota, Oomycota, Peronosporomycetes, Peronosporales, Peronosporaceae. The record is from the annotation of a GenBank genome assembly.
AUGGACUCCCUGGCGCAAAAGCGCAGCAGCUUUUCCGCCAUGCGACGGCGAAAACGUCAGUUUUUGUUCCGCCCUGCAGCAACCCACUCGGGCCUUUACUUACUGGCCUCGCAGCAGUAA